This is a messenger RNA of Rhinocladiella mackenziei CBS 650.93, 1602 nucleotides long. RefSeq lists its product as uncharacterized. Gene Ontology annotation, biological process: malate transmembrane transport. NCBI's taxonomy places the organism in Eukaryota, Fungi, Ascomycota, Eurotiomycetes, Chaetothyriales, Herpotrichiellaceae. Gene Ontology annotation, molecular function: malate transmembrane transporter activity. Gene Ontology annotation, cellular component: membrane. The transcript has 2 exons. The coding region runs from base 1 to 1602 and encodes 533 amino acids. The record is from RefSeq and is a predicted model, not a curated record.
AUGCUUUCAGAGAAACGUUCAACUCCUCCCGUUCCCCCUCAACACUAUAAAUCCAUGAUGCUUCUCCCUCGUACCGUCCAACCGCUCUAUCAGGAGGAUUACAUGGAAGCUGGAGCGAGAGCGUCGCACAGUCAAGAUGGCUGGCGGACGCCCACCAUCGAAGAUCUAGAACAUCCUGCCAAUCGGUCCAAGGUGCAGGCAUACGUGGAGUAUGAAUAUCCUUCAAGCAGACGAAACGAAGGGUCGCAAAGACCGAUAAUGCCUCAACCGGAUCAGCAAGAUGAAAAGGGACCGAAUCUCGACGAAGACACAUUCGACGACAAACCGAAGCAUUUGACUUGGAAACAGAGGAUGAAGCACGUCACAUGGGCUUGGUUCACUCUUACCAUGGCGACAGGAGGAAUCGCCAAUGUCAUUCAUACCGUCCCCUACCGCUUCGACGGCCUGCGUAUCAUCGGCAUCAUUUUCUUCCUCAUGAACAUCCUCUUCUAUCUCAUCAUCUGGGCCAUGCUGAUCACCCGCUUCACUCUGUACCCCUGGACGUUCCGCGCCAGCUUCACCCACCCCACCGAAUCACUAUUCGUCCCCGCCUUCGCCGUCUCCUUCGGCACCAUCCUCAUCAACAUCGUCGAAUACGGAUUUGGGCGGGUCGGCGCCUGGCUGAACCGCGCCGUGCUGAUUCUGUUCUGGUUCGACGCCGCUCUAGCCGUUAUUCUGAGCAUCAUCAUCUACUUGAUCCUGUGGUCCACACAAUCUUUCACCAUCGCGCGUAUGACCCCCAUCUGGAUCUUUCCCGCUUAUCCGCUCCUGAUUAUCGGCCCGCACGCAGCAAACCUUUCCUCACAAGUCCUGACCUCUAACCAAGCAAUCCGCGUGCUUGUCGGUGGCUUUACCAUACAGGGCAUCGGCUUCCUGGUCUCCUUGACCAUCUACUCCGCCUUCGUCUACCGGCUGAUGACGCAGAAGUUGCCCGCCGAACCGUUGAGGCCCGGCAUGUUCGUCUCCGUGGGUCCCUCCGCCUUCACUGUCUCCGGCACCGUAGGCAUGGCCCGCAACUUGCAGCGGGUCAUCGCCUGGGCUCCCACCGCCACGUUCAUGGAUGUCCCCGGCGUACUUGCCACACAGAUCUUGCGACUCGUUGCCAACUGGAUGUCCCUCUGGCUGUGGGGGUUGGCAUGGUGGUUCUUUUUUGUCUCUUUGCUGUCGAAUAUCGACUGCCUGCGCGAAAACCAUCAUAUGCCGUUCGCCAUGACGUGGUUCAGCUUCAUUUUCCCGCAGACAGCAUUGACGACGGCAACGUUCGCGAUCGCAGAGGCCUUUGACGUCGACGCCAUACGCAUUAUCGGCUGUGUCAUGACCUGCUUGCUGGUGUUGGUGUGGUUUCUUGUCGUGGGAUUCAUGAUCAGAGCGGUGAUUACGAAGCAGAUUCUCUGGCCGGAAAAGGGGGAGGAUAAGACGGAAGGCGGGUUCAAGGCUAGAACGGAAGAUCAGAUUUCCAUCCAUUCGAGACAUUCUCAUCAUGCUACGACUACUACGAAUCGCGCUACUGCUAGCCACGGCCACGGCGAAGGUCAUGUUGAUGCAGCAGCGAGGAAUGUCUGA